This is a messenger RNA of Astyanax mexicanus (Mexican tetra), 2574 nucleotides long. RefSeq names its product G-protein coupled receptor 54-like. The record is from RefSeq and is a predicted model, not a curated record. The coding region runs from base 464 to 1513 and encodes 349 amino acids. NCBI's taxonomy places the organism in Eukaryota, Metazoa, Chordata, Actinopteri, Characiformes, Acestrorhamphidae. The transcript is spliced from 5 exons. Gene Ontology annotation, cellular component: membrane. Gene Ontology annotation, molecular function: G protein-coupled peptide receptor activity. Gene Ontology annotation, biological process: neuropeptide signaling pathway.
UUAUGGUGACCUUGAAAGAUGAAUUUCGAUUUUGUUUUGUUUUUAUUUUUAUUAACAAUACACAAGGUAUGGUGGACAGUUUUAAGUUUUACCUCAGCUAAAUAUCAUACCCACAUCAAAGACAACUGCUUAAAUGUGCAAAAAGGGAAAAUUUAUAUUUGUAAUAAUGUUUUAAUUAAAGCAUGUUCCACCGUUAGCGGGAUAGAAGUGUUUAUAUCUCGGCAUUAAUUCGGAUUUAAGGAUUUGUGGAUCAGUUUGAUGGGAAUGCGCUGGGGGGCGGGGUCCUCACAGCUGGAAAUGAAGCUAUUUAAGCUCUGUGUUUAAAAGCUGAGGAUUCACUAUAACAUAUAAAGAACAGCUCAGCCAUGAUAAACUGUGUAAAUGGCGAGUUUAGCAGUCCGGAAGCGUCGGUGGAGAUCGUAUCUGGCCGCGGUCAGUGCCGGUGAGGGAAGUAAACCUGAUCAUGAACGUGUCCGUGAACUCCAGUAUCGGCUCCAGUGAAGCUCCGUCUCCGGGAGAGGAGGCGCCGCCGCCGCUGGUGGACGCCUGGCUGGUGCCGCUGGUCUUCGGACUCAUCAUGGUAAUGGGACUCGCUGGAAACUCGCUGGUUCUCUGUGUUAUUUACAAACACAAGAAAAUGUGGACAGCAACCAACUUCUAUAUAGCUAACCUGGCAAUGACUGAUAUCACAUUCCUGGUCUGCUGUGUGCCCUUCACUGCUGUGCUGUACCCUCUGCCCAGCUGGAUCUUUGGAAAUUUCAUGUGUAAAUUUGUGAGCUACAUCCAACAGAUGUCUGCACAGGCUACCUGUAUGACAUUGACGGUCAUGAGUGUGGACCGCUGGUAUGUCACUGUGUACCCACUGCGCUCUCUGCAGUGUCGCACCCUGAGAGUUGCCACCACUGUCAGCCUCGGAAUCUGGAUAGGAUCUUUCUUGGUUUCUGUGCCUGUGCCUCUGUAUACCCAAACUUUAGCUGGGGAUUGGCACGGCCCUCAGGUCUUCUGCACUGAGAUAUUUCCUACAGCCAUGCACAAGAAAGGCUUCAUCCUCUAUAAUUUCCUGGCUGUGUAUAUGCUCCCACUGGUGACGAUCUGUGUGUGUUACAUGAGCAUGCUGUAUCAGAUGGGCCGGCCGGCUGUGGAACCUGUUGAAAGUAAUUAUCAGCUACAGGUUCAGACAGAGCAGAGCGCUGCUGUGAGGGCCAAAGUGUCUCGUAUGGUUCUGGUGAUCGUACUACUGUUUGUCUUCUGCUGGGGUCCAAUCCAGCUCUUCAUCAUGGUGCAGGCCUUCAGUCCACACUUCCGCCAGGACUACUAUACAUACAAGGUGAAGAUAUGGGCACACUGCAUGUCGUACAGCAACUCCUGCAUUAAUCCGAUUGUCUACGCCUUCAUGGGUGCCAACUUUCGCAAGGCCUUCAAGAGAACUUUCCACUGCCGUUUCAGACAGCGGAUAUCUGUCACCCAGCAACUGAAUGUGAAUGAAAACACAGAGAUGCACUAUGUGUCGUAGGAUUCGUCUAUAGCACAUUUGAAGAUGUGUUGUAAAAUGUUUAAUACCAUAAAUGUGUAAUACAGACUACAGGCAGGUGCCUAUUACUGAAAAUGUUCACUACUGUCAUCUAAGUGAACAAUGCUUAAAAAGUGAGUAGAAAUUUAUUCAAAAGGAUGAAUAUUGUUUAAAUUUAUGUGUCCCCUAGCAACAAAGUAUUAUUAAACUGUAAAAAAUAUAUAAUUAAUAAAAAAUGUAGCUUAAUAAGUAAUGUAGCUGCAUAAAAGAUAAUUACAUUUUUUACAUUUCAGCUUAAUUUAGUGGUUGAAGGUUAUUCAGAGGUUUGAUAUAAAUUGGCUCAUUCACACCAUUUAUUUGUUUUGCAUGACCACUAGUAAACAUACAUGUCUUCUAAUUUGUUAUAUGUAAUGGUAAUGCAUAUCUUUAUUAAACACAAAGGGUCAGUUUCUUAGAUGAGGAUUAAGCCUAGUCUUGGACUACACAGCAUUUUGAAUGGAGAUUUUCCAUUAAAAGGAAAUAAUAGUCUAUGAAUAGGCCAAACUACUGCCCAGGAAACUGACCCAAAAUCUUUUUUUAUUAAAGUUUUAGUAUUUUUGUGUAUUUUGUGUUGUCACUCUAAUAAUUGUGUAUUGUAAUGGUAUUUUUGUCCACUAGGCGAGAGUAUUGUACCACAAAAAUGAGCUGCUGGUGCUGGAAAAUCAACAGGAGUUUAUCAAAAAAUACAAUUAAUUAAAUACGAUAAAUCCUAUUUAAAUUGUUAAUUAAAUUAAACUAUAAUGGGAACGAAUACAAAUGUAAAUAAAAUUGGAUGAACAACGAAUUUAAUAUAUUAUCUAAAUCAUCACAAUGAAAUAAUCUCUUAAACAAAUUUGUAAAACUAAAACAAUCUCGCGAGAAGCCGCCGGCAUUCAUAAUUUUGCUUGCUUAAAGUCGCUUCUAUUUAGUUAAAAAAAAGGUUUUGUCUGUUUUUAAGAUUAUAUUUUUAAAUGUAUUAUUUUAUCAUUCUGUUUUAUGUCAGUCAUUAAAUUCUGACUUUUAAAGUAUAUAAGCGCCUCAAAUAA